GCUGAAAGCUGAGAGUCGGAGCUCGUUGCACUUUGGUCGAAACUUUUUCUCCCUGUUUUUUUAAUUGAUCUAAGAAUUCUGGGGGUUUCAAUCCACUGUCGUUCACAUGCUGUCACUGUCAGAAGUGACCCCUACUCACUGUGAAACUCUGAGCGUCAAUCAGCGGGAAGAUUGAAAUGUGUUUUAGCGCUGUCUUCUGCCUGCAUGGUCGCCAGGCCAGCUAGCUAGCUAACAGUUAGCCCGUGGAAGCUAACAGAAGUAGCUUGGUGAGGUCCAGACCAGGAGGAGACUAAAGUUAGUUUUUCACCCCAGCUGUGGAUGUGGACACCAGCCUCAGUUUCCCUACGCUGGGAUUAAAGACGCUGGAUUAACAAGCGGAUAAUCGAGCAGUAUGUCCGCAGAGGUUGAGAGCAGCCACGGGGAGACUAGUUUGACAGCGACGGCUGUGGUGGAGAAAGAGGAGAAGAAAACAAACAGGACUGAGGGCGAAGAAGCAGAGAAAUGUGAGAAAAGUCUCACAGAAGUGAAGAAAGAAUGUCAAGAAAAUGACAAAGAGAACGAGCGGAGCUGCAGCGGAGCCGAGGCUGUGGAGAACGACGACGAGGAGGAGGAGGAGGUGAAGAAGGUGGUGGAGGCUCCUCCACCCAAAGUUAACCCGUGGACUAAGAGAACCACGGGGAGAGUGGGCAUCCACAGCAGCAGUCCACAGGAGAAAGAUCAACAGAACGCUCUGAAGGUGGUCCGGGCCAGUAAACCCAGAAUGAGAAAAUCCAGCAAGUCCAGUGACUUCAGUGACAUCACUAACUGGCCCACACCUGGAGAACUGGCUAAAGAGCAACAACAGAAUGUCCUCAACAACAACGGAAAGAAACCUGCUCCUUCCUCCGCCGUCACGUCCUCCACACGCAGAGAGAAGGAGAAGAGACGGGAGCGUCAGGAGAGGAAAUCGGAGAGCAGCCACGACGGCAGUGAGAGUAAAGAGAACCAGGAGAAUCCUCCGGAAUCUCAGGGAGAUGUGCCCAAAGACAGAGAGACCAAGGCAGGGCAGGACGCCAAAAACAACAGCCUGAAAAAGAGAGGAGGUAACAAACGUAAGUGGGUUUCUCUGCCGAUGGAGGAGGUUUCCAGGGACGACAGUGACAAGACACCUAGCGGUGGCCUGACCCGCACUGACACCGAACCAACCAGUGAAUCACCUGACCCCACGUCGCCCAAUCACGCGCUCCAUAAUAACAGGCAGCAUGAUAGCAGCAGGAGUUGGAGAAGAGAGCCCAGGGAUUUCGGGGAUGACGAUGGAGUCAGGAGUGACAGCAGCGGCACUCGAGGAGGGAUGAGAGGACGUGGAAAAGGUCGUGGUCGAGGCAGAGGUCGUGGACGAGGUCGUUUCGAGUUCUUUUCUGACUCCCGUUCCUCUGAUGGCUCAGUUCAGGUUCCCUCAGAGUUUGGUACCAAUAUGGUUUACUAUUAUGAUGACGGUAACAAAGUGCAGAUGUACACAGUGGAUGAGAAGCUUCUUAAGGAGUACAUCAAAAGACAGAUUGAGUAUUACUUCAGCCUCCAUAACCUGGAGCGAGACUUUUUCCUCAGGCGGAAGAUGGACGCUCAGGGCUUUCUGCCUAUCUCCCUCAUUGCCAGCUUCCACAGAGUCCAGGCUCUGACCACCGACAUCAACCUCAUCAUGGAGGCUCUGAAGAGCAGCUCAGAGGUGGAGCUGCAGGACGACAGAAUCCGUUGUAAAACCGAUCCAGAACGUUGGCCCAUCCCUGUUCCUCUCGUCGGUUCUCCUCGUACUGACUUCUCUCAGCUCAUCAACUGUCCUGAGUUUGUUCCGCGACAGAUGCUGAGCUCCACGAACUCUGCUUCAUCUCCGGUCAAGGAGUCUCCUCCAGAAUCUGCAGACUCUCAGGACUCUCCUGAUCCUGACUCCUCAAGUCAGGAAUCCCUGCCUAUCAUCACCACAGCUGCCGACACAUUUAAAGAUGAACCAGCCCCCAAACCCAAACCAGACCCUGACGCCUGGAUCCAGGUGGAGAAACGACACAGACAGGCCCCAGGAAAACCAAAGGGAGACGGCAAGACGUCUCCUUCGCCUCUACCAGCUGAACCUGACCAGGAGGAGCUGGACUUCCUCUUUGACGAGGAGAUGGAGCAGAUGGCGCCCAGGAAAAACAAAUUCACUGACUGGUCGGAUGAAGACGACUCGGACUACGAGCUGGAUGACCAGGACGUCAACAAGAUUCUCAUCGUCACUCAGACCCCUCCAUAUCUUAAAAAACACCCAAGUGGAGACCGGACAGGAAACCAUGAGUCCAGAGCUAAGAUCACAGCAGACCUGGCCAAAGCCAUCAACGAUGGGCUGUACUACUACGAGCAGGACCUGUGGGAGGGAGAGGAGCAGAUGGAGGGCAGCAAGCAGGACUCUGAAAGCUUUAAAAAGCUGAACUUCAUCAGUAAAGAUGAGUUUGACAAUCUCACUCCCAAAGUGCCCGUCGACCCCAACCAGGAAGUCCCGCCUCCUCCCAUGGCAGUGGACACUGCAGCAGAACUGUCACGUUCUCUGCCCUCAUCAGUGCCAAGGUCGCCCAGUACUCACCAACCCCGCACGCCCAGAACACCUCGCACACCCGGACGCCAAGACCCCAACAAGACACCUCGCUUCUACCCCGUCAUGAAGGAGAGCGGCACCAUUGAUGGACAGAUGCCAAGGAAGAAGAAGACGCGCCACAGCUCCAACCCUCCUCAGGAGGCCCACAUCGGCUGGGUGAUGGACUCCCGUGAACACCGGCCUCGCUCAGCCUCCAUUAGUAGCUCCAAUGCCUCUCCAUCAGAGGGCGCUCCUCUGACGGGAAGUUACGGCUGUACCCCACAGUCUCUGCCUAAAUUCUGGCAUCCAUCCCAUGAGCUGCUGAGGGACAAUGGCUUCACCCAGCAGGGUUAUCACAAGUACCGGCGACGCUGCCUUAACGAGAGAAAACGGUUGGGGGUGGGUCUAUCUCAGGAGAUGAACACUCUCUUCAGGUUCUGGUCCUUUUUCUUGAGGGACAACUUCAACAGGAAGAUGUACGAGGAGUUCAAACAGUACGCCGUGGAGGACGCCAAAGAAAACUACAGGUAUGGACUGGAGUGUCUCUUCAGAUACUACAGCUACGGUUUAGAGAGAAGAUUCAGGUUAGAUCUGUUCAAGGACUUCCAGGAAGAAACCCUGAGGGACUUUGAGAAAGGUCAAUUGUACGGACUGGAGAAGUUCUGGGCCUUCUUAAAAUACUCAAGGAUGAAGAACCAACCCAUUGACCCAAAGCUGCAGGAACAUCUGCGCCAGUUCAAGACCCUGGAGGACUUCAGGGUGGUGCCCCCAAUAGGAGAGGAAGGAGGCAGAAGGAGGUGUCACUCAUCCUCGGCUGGGGAUGGUGGGAGGCGUCGACGUCAUCCUUCCAACACUACCUCAAAACCUGCACCGGCUUCCAAAUCCUCUUCCUCUGCUGCUGCUCCAUCAGGUGCUGCUGCUGUGCAGACUACACCAAAAGACAAGGACAACAACCAGAAAUCUGCAGCUCCAUCAGCUCCUCAGGCCAAAAAAGUGGAGUCAGGAGACGUAAAGAAGCAGAGCAUCACACCAAAUAAAUAAGACCUCCAGGAAGAGUGAAGGUUUGUGGGUGGAGGAGCAGCAGAGCAGCCUCUGAGAUCUAGUAUUUGUUCUCCUCAAAGAACAGUUUGAGUUUGACAAGAGACUGAGCUUUGUUGACUUCAGUAGAUGUUUUUUUCUCAGUGCAUUUCAGUAUAAAGUGUAGGCAGUGAGCGUGAAUCUUUGCUCAUGGUGUUUACAAACAAAAAAAAUGCAUUCCCUGCAUUUUCUUUCCUUCUCCUCUCUUUCUCUCUGUGCCAAACUGCUCAACAUGAGCCUCGAGUCUCAGCAGCUCUGACUCCAGACAAGCUUUUUUUGGACCUUUUCCCAAUAUCAGAGACAUUGGUGCCUUAAUCUGAUUCUAGCAGGGGCCACUGGUGGACGGUCCCUGAUUCAACUGUCCUCGUUCUUGGUUCAUAUCCACAAGUCUUUACACGUCUUUGUUUGGGUGCUAAUGUAAUACAACAGCAGACUGUAUAUAAGUAAUGGACGUAGGCGUCUGUAAAAGAGAUCAGACUCUGGAAAGUAAAUAGAUCGCCUGACUUCAGAAGUUUUUCUGUUUGAAAAUGAGUCUGUGAGCAGAACCGGACCAUUUAUCUGAAGUUCGAUUUUUAAAAUAAGAUGAGUCUGAGUUUUUGUCAAGUGUUUUCACUGUCUUUGAGUUAAUAUUUUUUUCUUUUUAGCUGAUUCCCAGCUACUUUGAACUUUUGGCAAACUUUAAACUUUAAAUCUCUUCAUUGCCUACUUUCACAUAACUUAUCUGUUAAAUUUUUCCAGAUUAUUGGAUUUAUUGUUUUUUGUUAACCUGAGCCUUAUCUUUGAUCACUUGUAGCUGCUUUUGGAUACUGCUACUCAUUUUUCUUCUUUUUGUGAAUAUUUUCAGUUAUCAUCGAUUAUCUCUGGAUUAUAAUUGUUUUUACUAACAAUGCCUAAUUGGAAAUAUUUUGGCUAAUCAUUUAUCAUUUGGGCUACAUCUCUUUUGGGUACAAACAAACUCCUUCAUCUGUUCCACCAAUCAUGUGACACUUCUCUGUUGUGUAAUCCUCCAAAACUCCUUGAUUCUUUAAUCAAGUAGUUCAGGCCUGUCAUAAAACCACACAGUUUUAGCCCAAGCCUUUUUUUUUUUUUUACAUUUUCUUUGUCAAAUUGGCAUAGUGUUGAACUGAAGAUAUGUUUAGUCAAACCCAGGGAAACAAGUCAGAAUUGUUUCACUGAUGUUCGAGGAUUUCAUACAGACUGACUUCUGAAACCAUCAGAGCUGCUUACACGCCUGACGUGGCUACGUCCAUUUCUUAUAUUUCUUUUAUUGUCUCCACACACUAAAGAAAUCUGCUUCAUACUGACAAUCAAAGUUGGCCUAUGUUUCUUCACAUAAUUUUAAUCCACAUGAGAGGAAAUACAAACGUACAUAGGGAACUCCUCUUAAAAAAAAUCCCAUUUUACAUCCAAGAGAUAAAAUAAUUUAUUAUUUUAUUACUUUUUUUCCUUUACUUGAUUUAUUGAAUAGUCUUAGUAAAUCAGUGCAGUUUUUAAUUGCUUAUGCUGUUAUAACAUUAAACAAGUAAAUAUUUCUGCUGGAUACUUGGGUAUAAGCUUGCUUGUUUAAGAAACCCUACAGUUAAUUUUAGAGUUGGUUCUUAGGUUUGAGGCUUCAGUGCUUUAGAGCACUUAAAUCAGUAACUUUUUUUGUUGUUCUUUAUCCAUGGACUUUAAAGGAUUUAGAGUUGAACUAAAAAGACAAAAAUGUAAAUACUAUAAAAAAUCAUUUGCUAUUCAAUUAUCUUUUUGAUUUUAAGUGAUUUAUUGGUAAUGUGGUUUUUGAGUGUGUUUUAGGACAAAGUAUUGCAUGUUAAUGUAUGAUGCAAUUGUAUGAUGCAAAAAAAAUAUAUAAAAUGACAAUUGAUUGUA
Messenger RNA from Cynoglossus semilaevis (tongue sole), 5530 nucleotides. It is a transcript of the gene larp1b, whose product is annotated as La ribonucleoprotein 1B. Lineage: Eukaryota; Metazoa; Chordata; Actinopteri; Pleuronectiformes; Cynoglossidae. Gene Ontology annotation, biological process: positive regulation of translation; mRNA stabilization. Bases 392 to 3625 code for a protein of 1077 amino acids. Gene Ontology annotation, cellular component: cytoplasmic stress granule; cytosol. Gene Ontology annotation, molecular function: RNA cap binding. The transcript has 19 exons. The record is from RefSeq and is a predicted model, not a curated record.